GCGCCGGUUGUAAGGAAGACAGCUGCUGCAGUAAACAUGGGGAGUAGGAGAGCCCUGCACUAUGUCCUCAAAGUGGGAGACCGACCCCAGACCGUCAGGUUUUACAGAGACCUGCUGGGCAUGAAAGUCCUUAGGCAUGAGGAGUUUGAAGAAGGUUGUAAAGCCACUUGCAAUGGCCCUUAUGAUGGAAAGUGGAGUAAAACAAUGAUUGGUUAUGGAGCUGAGGAUAGCCAUUUUGUUGUUGAACUGACCUACAACUAUGGGGUUGGAGAGUAUCGUCUAGGUGAUGACUUUUUGGGGAUCACACUUCACUCCAAUCAGGCUAUAGCUAAUGCAAGACAAUUGAAAUGGCCAUUAUCUGAAGUAUCUGCUGGUGUAUUUGAGACUGUAGCUCCAGGAGGAUAUAAGUUCUAUUUGGAAGACAAAGACCAAGCCAAACCAGAUCCUGUGCAAAAAGUGACCCUUGCUGUAUCAAACCUUCAGAAAUCUAUAGCCUAUUGGUCUGGCUUGUUGGGGAUGACUGUUUUUAACAAGGAUGAGUCAAAAAAGAAUGUUCUCUUGGGGUAUGCAGAUAACCAGUGCAAGCUGGAGCUUCAGGAUAUUGGUAGAACUGUGGACCAUGGAACAGCUUUUGGGAGAAUCGCAUUUGCUUGCCCUAAGGAUGAGCUCCCAGGCAUUGAGGCUCAGAUGAAAAAAGAGAACCAGAAGAUAUUAACUCCGCUCGUGAGCCUGGACACACCUGGAAAAGCUACAGUCCAAGUUGUGAUUCUGGCUGAUCCUGAUGGACAUGAAAUUUGUUUUGUUGGGGAUGAAGCAUUUCGAGAGCUCUCCCAGACUGAUCCCAACGCAGACAAACUUCUAAACGAUGCAAUGGCAUCUGACAAGAGUGAAGAGUGGUUUGCAAAGCGCAAAAUGCAGAAGCCUUCAGCCUAGGUGUAAAUGACACCGCUGUGUACAAUAUUUGGAAGCCUUCCUGGCCAGUGCUUUAAAGAAAUAAAAUGUUAUCGGCAUGCUUUAUAAUCUGUAUAAAAAUGUAACUGAUA
Messenger RNA from Spea bombifrons (plains spadefoot toad), 1043 nucleotides. It is a transcript of the gene GLOD4, whose product is annotated as glyoxalase domain containing 4. The transcript is spliced from 9 exons. Bases 37 to 933 code for a protein of 298 amino acids. The record is from RefSeq and is a predicted model, not a curated record. Lineage: Eukaryota; Metazoa; Chordata; Amphibia; Anura; Pelobatidae.